GGAGGAGGAGGAGGAGGAGGGAGGGGGCGCGCGCGCGCCCCGCCGCUGAGGAGAGCCGCCCCCCUCCCACCUUACCACCACCAGCACCAGCGCCACCAACACCACCGCCGGCGCGCGCGCGCGCGGCCGCCCCUUCCCCCUCCCCUUUCUUUCUCCCUCGGCCCGCGAGACCCUCUCCCUCCCCACCCCUCCCCCUGAUAGAGCCGCUGCCGCGAGACCCUCGCGCGUGUCCCUGUUCCCAUUCCCUCCCCCUUCUCGGGCGCUUUGCGCCCUCCCCCAGCCCCUGAGGAGAGAGGCGAGAGAGAGGAAAGAGAGAAAGAGAGGCGAGAGAAAAAGAGAAAGCGAUAGAGUGAGAAGAGUGCGGCGGUGCUGGGCCCUGUCUCCCCCCUACUCCCCUUCCCUCUGCCUUCCUCUUCCUCUUCCUCCUCUUCCUCCUCCUCCUCGUUCUCCACCUCCUCCCGCAGAGGCCCCCCCCGGGGGGGGAGGCCCCGGAAAGGGAGCGAUUCCUCCCCCACCUCCCCCCCCCACACCCCCAGCACAACACACACACACACAUUCUCACACACACCUGUGAGGAGGCCUCUCCCGUCCCCUCCCUCGCCCCGCCGCAGUCCUGAGGAGCCGUCGCGGCCGGUGGGGAGGAGAGCGAGGCCUGUGUGGGAGCCGGGGCCUCGGGGACUGGAGAGGGGCCCGGCGGCCCGGCCCUAGCCCUCGCCGCCGCCGCCGCCGCCUCCGCCGCCGCCGCUGCCAUGGCCCAGCAGCAGAUGACCAGCUCGCAGAAAGCCCUGAUGCUGGAGCUCAAAUCCCUACAGGAGGAGCCGGUGGAGGGCUUCCGGAUCACCCUGGUGGACGAGUCCGACCUCUACAACUGGGAGGUGGCCAUCUUCGGGCCCCCCAACACGCUCUAUGAGGGCGGCUACUUCAAGGCUCAUAUUAAAUUUCCUAUUGACUAUCCAUAUUCACCACCUACCUUCAGAUUCCUGACCAAAAUGUGGCAUCCUAACAUUUAUGAGAAUGGAGAUGUGUGCAUUUCAAUUCUUCAUCCUCCUGUAGAUGACCCACAGAGUGGAGAACUGCCUUCUGAGAGGUGGAACCCUACUCAAAAUGUCAGGACUAUCUUGUUGAGUGUAAUCUCACUGCUUAAUGAGCCCAACACUUUCUCUCCAGCGAACGUGGAUGCUUCAGUUAUGUUCAGGAAAUGGAGGGACAGUAAAGGAAAAGACAAAGAAUAUGCUGAAAUCAUUAGGAAACAGGUUUUGGCUACCAAGGCUGAAGCAGAAAAGGACGGAGUGAAGGUCCCCACCACACUGGCUGAAUAUUGCAUCAAAACUAAAGUGCCUUCCAAUGACAACAGUUCGGAUUUACUUUAUGACGACUUGUACGACGAUGACAUUGAAGAUGAAGAUGAGGAGGAAGAAGAUGCCGACUGUUAUGAUGAUGAUGAUUCUGGGAACGAGGAGUCGUGACCUGCUCCCUCUGUGCCCCCUGUACUGCCCAGCCAUCUCAGGCCAAAGGGAGCAGCGGUAACUCAGCAGUCCAGUGGCAAAAACCAUACACAGGGGGUGGGGAAAAAAUGUCUACUGCUGUCUCCUGUUGUGUGGAUCUCAGUUUGCUCCUUUUUAUGGACCUCUCAUUGGAGAGGAAGUAACCCUCCACAGAAUGUCUGAAUUCUUGCAUUCUUUAUCCUUCCAUCACUGUAUUACGAUUCCUUUUUUAAAACAAAACCUGAAACUCCCUUCUCACUUCAUCUCUACAAAGUGUUCACAGAGAAACACUUUUGGUCUGUGUUUAGAUUCUUGAAGAAUUAAAUACAGUCUCUCAUCAAGACGUUUAAUGUAUUUAAAGCUGGGAACCCACCAGAAGUUGGGUCUUUGGGAGUUCACAAGUGCUGCAUAUACUGGGUAGCAAAAGAAAAACGGAAAACAAAACAAAAAAACAACCCCACAAAACCUUUAAAAAAAAAAGAAGCAAAUUUGCCAAGGUUCUAGCUGCUUCAUUUAUGACCUUAGUGUGUGCACAUUGCAUUUAACCUUGUGGUGGUGAAUUUUGUUUUCUCCUUUUUUUAAGGUGUGAGGCAGAUGGUAUAAGCAACUGUGUGCUGAGCUUGAGGAAUGUCUUACGGAAAGGCACAGGCCUACUUUUCCGCCUCUCUGAAACAAUCUAAUAUUGAGACCUCAGCUCUACUGGGGUGGAGAGAAAAUCAGAUUUUUUAAACAUUGAUUGGGAUCUAAUGCCUGAAUAAAUAUUCAUACUUUACAUAGAACUGAGCACUUGGUUGCUAUUUAUUUUUUGAGGCAGGGCGUUUUUGUGGGAUUUUUUGGUGGUGAGAAGAAGGGUUCAAAAAUCACUCUGCCGUUUGUGAAGGUGCUGCUGGGGAGUGGGAAGGGGAGACGCUUGGGGAUGACCGCCAGCAGGGGAGACAGCAACAGCAAGUCCUUCCCCACAAGGGGCUACCUGGUGGGUCUGUGUUUGGGUCUUUCAGCCAGUAUUAGUCCCAGGAGCAUGUCCGAUGUUCUGGUUUUGGUGUUUUCAUUAAAGCUACGGCACCCUCUAGUGAGAAUGUGGACGAGUUACUGCUUUCUUCAUUGAAUGGAACCCCGACCGAGCUAGUUUGCUCUUGUUAAAUCACUUGUGAUGGUGGCCUGGCUGGAGAGGGCGAGCUCCCCUAGGUAGGCAGGGGAGCCUCUCUCUCCUGUAGGCAAACGUGGGAAGGGGGAGAAUCCCCCGAGCUUGUUCUGCAAUCCGCUGCUGCUUUUCGCUUUUCCAGGCCUACUCGGCCUGCGGGCUCCUCGAGCAGCCUUUGACCCACCGCUUCAGAACUGGAGGUUCUCUGUGGGGGCGAAGGAGCACGUUUUCCUUCAGAGCCCUAGAAUGUUAGAGGUUUCCCACACCAAGGGAAGAAGCAGAGGACACACGGGCCCUGCAGGGGCUAGGAAUGAAGAGACAAUAAUGCACUUAUAACCUCCCUUCCUUUCUGAUCUCAGGGUUUUCAUUAGCUCUUCAAUUUCUUGCUUUCUUGCCUCGCCCUGGGCUGUCGUCGUCAUCUUUGGUCCUAAAACCAGCGGGGCUGGCUGUUUGGGGGGGAGGGGGUCGGGAGCCAGUUCUUUUUGAACGGAAAUGGAGACUUUGCUGGGCCCUGAGCCAGCACUUGCUGCUAGCCCCCCGCCAUGAAAUUCCCCUCCCCCUCCCCCCAGUGCCCAGCAGCCAGUUACCCAGGCUAGCUCUUUCUGACGGAUCCCUGGGGGUUGGUAAGCCCUUGCUGCCGAGAAAUCGCCUCCAAGCCAGUCUUGGCUCCUCUGAUUUCAGAGUUGAGGCCGGGUCGUCCUUCCCGAGAUCUCUGGGCCUCUGGAGCCAAAGGUGGACGGGACCGAGUGUAGGUGGAGCUUCCGGCUUAGCCUUGUGGUGGUACUGAUUGGGCCUGUGGCUACUGUCUAAUGAGGUUGUUCCAGAAGCCCACCUGGGGUGUGACAGCUUCGGAACCAGCACCGUUGGGCCGAACCCAGCGUCGAGCUCCGGCCAGAGAGGUCCGACGGAUGGCUGUGCCCGUGACUGUCGGGAGCCUUCCCUUUGUCCUAGGAGAGACCUCGCUCACUUCAGGCUUGGUGGUAGAAGAUGCAUUAUCAUGAUUCUUUUGUUGGCUUUAUUUCAGCAUUUCCAGUUCUUCCUCCCCAUUUGACUAACCCUUUCCUCUCUCCCCACACACCCAAGUGUCGGUUAUUUGUUUACUUGCUGGUUUCUGUUGUUUUGGAGAGGCCCGAGCAAAGUGAGACUCGACUGUCUAAGAAACUGCGGGGGGAAGUUGGCUUCGACCUUCUUUUCCCUACCCCGUCCCCCUUCCCAUCCUGAUGAACAAGGUUUACAUUUAUUAUUAAAACAAGAUUCAGAUGCAACUUUCAACUGUUCUGAAACCAGCAGGAUGCACUAGACUAAUUAGUAAUUUUCAUAGCUAAAAUUCUAGAUGUUUUCCUUUUUCUUCAGUAUUAUAAUUUACCAGAAAAGAUUAACUGAUGCAUUUUGUGUUGUCCUCCCCAUUAGUAGUUUAUUUUGUCUUUUCUGCACAUCUGUCUACUAAUAAAAUGUGAAAUAAAACCUAUCUGCAUUGUUA
Monodelphis domestica (gray short-tailed opossum) is the source of this 4105-nucleotide messenger RNA. RefSeq names its product ubiquitin conjugating enzyme E2 R2 (gene UBE2R2). The record is from RefSeq and is a predicted model, not a curated record. Lineage: Eukaryota; Metazoa; Chordata; Mammalia; Didelphimorphia; Didelphidae.